CUCAUUACCUGGUGUGCGCUACCGUUUAUCAGCCAGCUCCUCCCGCUCGCAGUGUUUGUUUCCCAACUCCCAGGUUCCUGGCCCUAGCACCCUUUAAUACCCAUACUUUCUUUUUCUCGAUACCAUACCAGUUGCCAUUCAACUACAGUACCAGUACACGUUUUCUUUAAUACAGCUGGCCGACCCGGGGAUCAUAGUGGCGCUCGCCCAAUCACAAUGUCUCUCGUAGGCAACUUCACCUCCAACUACGACCGCGAGGCCGCAGCUGGAGGCGUGCCUACUCCAGAGAUGCAAGCUCGCCGACCAUCACAAUCACACUUCCACGAUGAGGACAACCACCACGACACAUCAUCUGAUUCAUCAACAAUUGCUGCCCAGAACUCGCCUCCCAGGAGCCAUCACCACACCACCGGUUCCGUCGAGAAGGAGGUACCGUACAACCAAGAUGCCGAGGACCAGGAGACUGCCCGAAGAGAACAUGAGGUUCUGCAGCUUGCGAGACGUUUGACUUCUCAGAGCCACCAAUCCGCUUCACAUCACCAGAACCCAUUCCAAGCUGCACCAGGCUCGUCGUUGGAUCCUUCUGGCGAGAACUUCAAUGCUCGUGCCUGGACCAAGGCCAUGAUGAAUCUCCAGCUUUCAGACGAGAAAGCAGCUCCUCCCAGGCAAGCCGGUAUCUCUUUCAGGAAUCUCAAUGUUCACGGGUUCGGUUCCGACACGGAUUACCAAAAGAGUGUUGGUAAUGUUUUGCUCGAGGGUCCUGCUCUGUUCAAGAAGUUGAAGGGCGACAAAGGUCGCAAGAUCAACAUUUUAACGGGUGUCGAUGGUUUGGUUGAGGCUGGUGAGAUGUUGGUUGUUCUUGGACCUCCUGGUUCUGGAUGCUCGACUUUCCUCAAAACCAUUACCGGAGAGACGCACGGCUUCUUUGUCGAUGAGAACUCCAAGCUGAACUACCAAGGUGUCAGCUCAGAGCUCAUGCAGAAGAAUUACCGCGGUGAGGCCAUCUACACUGCCGAAGUCGAUGUCCACUUCCCCGCCAUGACUGUCGGCGAGACUCUCUACUUCGCUGCCCUCGCCCGUCGUCCCCGCCACAUCCCCGGUGGCGUCUCCGCAGACGAGUAUGCUAAGCACCAGCGUGAUGUCAUCAUGGCCAUGUACGGUAUCUCGCAUACGAUCAACACCCGUGUUGGAAACGACUUCAUCCGCGGUGUGUCUGGUGGAGAACGCAAGCGUGUCACCAUUGCCGAAGCUUCCCUCAGCCGAGCGCCUCUACAGGCCUGGGACAACUCCACUCGUGGUCUCGAUUCCGCUAACGCCAUUGAGUUCUGUAAGACUCUGCGCAUGGAGACUGAUAUCAACGGUACUACGGCGUGUGUUGCCAUCUACCAGGCUCCUCAGGCUGCGUACGACUUCUUCGACAAGGUUCUUGUCCUGUACGAGGGUCGCCAGAUCUUCUACGGCAGGACUACCGAGGCGAAGGCCUUCUUCGUCAAGAUGGGCUUCGUUUGCCCCGACCGUCAGACCGAUGCUGAUUUCCUCACUUCCAUGACCUCUCCCCUGGAGCGCAUUGUUGCAAAAGGCUUUGAAGGUCGUGUUCCUCGCACACCUGAUGAGUUCCACCAGCGCUGGUUGGACUCCCUGGAGCGCGUCGAGCUCAUGGCUCAGAUCGAUGCCUACGAGCAGAAGUACCCUGUUGGUGGCGAGCAGGCUCAGAAGUUCGCUGAGUCCCGCAAGCUCCAACAGGCUAAGGGCCAGCGCGCGAAGUCCCCCUACACUCUCUCCUACAUGCAGCAGGUCAAGCUUUGCCUGUGGCGUGGUUUCGUCCGCCUAAAGGCUGAUCCCAGUAUCACACUCUCUCAACUCAUCGCCAACUCCAUCAUGGCCCUGAUUAUCUCGUCCGUCUUCUUCAACCUCCAGUCUACUACCAGCUCCUUCUACCAGCGAUCCGCCCUGCUCUUCUUCGCCAUUCUCAUGAACGCUUUCGGUUCCGCUCUCGAAAUCCUCACUCUCUACGCCCAACGUCCUAUCGUCGAAAAGCACUCUCGAUACGCUCUCUACCACCCGUCCGCUGAAGCCUUCGCCAGUAUGUUGACGGAUAUGCCGUACAAGAUUGCCAAUGCGAUCACGUUCAACUUGGUUCUGUACUUCAUGACCAACCUGCGUCGCGAGCCUGGCAACUUCUUCUUUUUCGUCUUGAUCUCGUUUACCCUUACGCUGGUCAUGUCCAUGUUCUUCCGAUCGAUCGCCUCCCUGUCCAAGUCCCUUGUCCAGGCUCUGGCACCCGCUGCUAUCCUCAUCUUGGGUCUUGUCAUCUACACUGGUUUCGCUAUCCCUCCCAACUACAUGCUGGGUUGGUCCAAGUGGAUCCGCUACAUCAACCCUGUUAGUUACGGAUUCGAGGCUCUCAUGGUCAACGAGUUUGUCGGCAGGCAGUUCGAGUGCAACAUCUUCGUCCCCACAGGUUUAGGCUACGAAAACGCAUCUGGGACUGAGCGCGCCUGCUCUGCAGUUGGUUCCGUCCCCGGUCAGCCUUUCGUUGAUGGUGGUAUCUACAUCAACUCUGCGUACGAGUAUCAGCGCUCGCACAAGUGGCGCAACUUCGGUAUCCUUUGGGUCUUCAUGUUCGGUCUCAUGAUGGUCUACCUUACUGCUACCGAGUUCAUUACCUCCGCUAAGUCCAAGGGUGAAGUCCUUGUCUUCCGUCGUGGUUACAAGGUCCCCAAGGCCAAGUCCACUGAUGAUCUCGAGAACAACCCCACUGGUCGUCCCGCCGGUUAUGCCGACAGCAAUGACAACAUCGCCAUCAUCGAGCGCCAGACUGCUAUCUUCCAGUGGAAGGACGUCUGUUAUGACAUCAAGAUCAAGGGUGAACCCCGCCGUAUUCUGGAUCACGUCGAUGGUUGGGUCAAGCCUGGUACUCUGACGGCCCUUAUGGGUGUGUCUGGUGCCGGUAAGACUACUCUUCUCGACGUCUUGGCUACGCGUACUACCAUGGGUGUUAUCACUGGUGAAAUGCUGGUCGACGGUACCCCCCGUGAUCAAUCCUUCCAGCGCAAGACCGGCUACGCUCAGCAACAGGACUUGCACUUGGCCACCUCGACCGUUCGUGAAGCUCUUACCUUCUCCGCCCUCCUCCGUCAGCCUGCCCACGUCUCUCGUCAAGAGAAGAUCGACUACGUCAGCGAAGUCAUCAAGCUCCUCGAUAUGGAUGAAUACGCUGAUGCCGUUGUUGGAGUUCCUGGUGAAGGUCUCAACGUCGAGCAGCGCAAGCGUCUUACCAUUGGUGUUGAGCUGGCUGCUAAGCCUGCCCUGCUUCUCUUCUUGGACGAGCCUACUUCCGGUCUCGACUCUCAAACCUCAUGGGCUAUUCUCGACCUCUUGGAUAAGUUGAAGAAGAAUGGCCAAGCCAUUCUCUGCACUAUCCACCAGCCGUCUGCCAUGUUGUUCCAACGUUUCGAUCGUCUUCUCUUCCUCGCCAAGGGUGGCCGCACUGUCUACUAUGGUGAUGUCGGCAACAACUCCAAGAUCCUUGUCGACUAUUUCGUCCGCAACGGUGGUCCUCAGUGUCCUGCUGAGGCCAACCCCGCUGAAUGGAUGCUUGAGGUCAUUGGCGCAGCUCCCGGAUCGCACACUGACAUCGACUGGCACCAGACAUGGCGCGACUCCCCCGAGUAUGCCGAGGUCCAGCGCCACCUCGAGGAGCUCAAGGUUGAACGCUCGCAGCAAAACCGUCUCGAGCGCACCAUAUCUGCUCAGAAGCGAGAGGACAAGGCCGCCUACCGCGAGUUUGCCGCUCCCUUCGGCGAGCAGUUCCGCGAGACCACCAAGCGUGUCUUCCAACAGUACUGGCGCAGCCCUGCUUACAUCUACUCCAAGACCCUCCUCUGUGUUACCUCGGCUCUCUUCAUUGGUUUCUCACUCUAUAAAAUGCCCAACACUCAGCAGGGUCUCCAGAACCAGAUGUUCGGUGUCUUCAUGUUGAUGACUAUCUUCGGUCAACUCGUCCAGCAAAUCAUGCCUCAUUUCGUCACCCAGCGUGCUUUGUACGAGGUCCGUGAGCGUCCCAGCAAGGCCUACUCCUGGAAGGCGUUCAUGCUUUCCAACAUCCUUGUUGAGCUUCCUUGGAACUCGCUCAUGGCUGUGCUCAUCUACUUCUGCUGGUCCUACCCCAUCGGCCUGUACCGUAACGCCGAGCCCACUGAUCAGGUCCACUACCGCGGCUUCCAACUCUUCCUCUUCACCUGGAUGUUCCUGUUGUUCACUUCGACCUUUACGCACAUGGUCAUUGCUGGCAUCGAGUCGGCUGAGACCGGUGGUAACCUUGCCAACUUGAUGUUCUCGCUCUGUUUGGUCUUUUGUGGUGUCCUCGCUACGCCUUCCUCUUUCCCUCGCUUCUGGAUCUUCAUGUACCGCCUCUCGCCAUUCACGUACAUGGUGUCUGGGUUACUGGCGACAGGUCUAGCGAGAAGUUCAGUACAAUGCGCUUCGAACGAGUUCGUCCACUUCGAUCCUCCUCAAGGUCAGACUUGCCAGUCUUACAUCCAAGCGUACGAGGACGUGCGCGGUGGCUACAUGAACAACCCCGAAGCGACCGAGAACUGCCAAUUCUGCGCCAUCAAGAGCACUGACGUCUUCCUCGCCCAGCUGUCUUCCAACUACGACGACGUCUGGCGCAAUUUCGGUAUCCUCUGGGCCUAUGUCAUCUUCAACAUCUUCGCCGCCCUCGCUCUUUACUGGCUCAUCCGCAUGCCCAAGACCAAGAAGGAGAAGGCCGACAAGACGGAGGUUGGUGCCCACAAGGGCGCCGCGCAGGAGCAGUUGUUCAACGAGCCCAGCCAUGUCGGCAGUCACGUUGACAAAGAGAAGGUUAGCAAUAACGCUACCUCCACGACUGUGGAGCGCGGCCCAUCGACUUCAGUGCCAGGUGUUCCCACAGAGAAGAUUUAAGACUGCCUCUGAUUCCUUUUAUACUUUUUUCAUGUUCUUAUGGCAUUAUAACAUGGCAGUCCAAUUGACUUGCGAUGCAUCAUACAUUUUCUUACUUUGAUCUUAGAGCUAGACAGAUCUUCCAUCGCUCAAGCGCUGAGCAUCUUUGCCCGCUGCAAAAGGCGGGGUUUCGAGUUGUAUGUUUUCUACCAGUCAUGUAGUUGGCUGUAUACCAAAUCAAGAAUUAGACUGUUCAUAAUAAUCAUCUCACUCC
Molecule: messenger RNA, 5200 nt
Organism: Macroventuria anomochaeta
Lineage: Eukaryota; Fungi; Ascomycota; Dothideomycetes; Pleosporales; Didymellaceae
Product: ABC transporter CDR4
Exons: 2
Coding region: 217-4947 (1576 amino acids)
Biological process (GO): transmembrane transport
Cellular component (GO): membrane
Molecular function (GO): ABC-type transporter activity; ATP binding; ATP hydrolysis activity
Source: RefSeq, a predicted model, not a curated record